Molecule: messenger RNA, 1176 nt
Organism: Microthlaspi erraticum
Lineage: Eukaryota; Viridiplantae; Streptophyta; Magnoliopsida; Brassicales; Brassicaceae
Source: the annotation of a GenBank genome assembly
AUGAUGCAGAAGCUGGAGUAUGAUGAAAGUUCUUGUCUCAACAAUCUUUCCAUUGGAUUUGAUGAAUUUUGUGGCAGGUCAUUGCAAUUACACGAAGCUCCUAUUCUUAAAACCUUGAAUCUCAAACUUCAUAAUCACUCUGAUUCCAUAGAUUCUCUGUUGUUUCCAAGUAUUCGUUCCACUCUCCUCAAAAUAUCAAUCACAUCUUCAAAUUCUGUUCGUUACACUCCUAUCAGCUUCUCUUAUAACCUUGAUGUCUUCAAAACACUCGUUGUGAUGAAACUCCAAGGCAAGAUUCUCUUGGAUGUUUCUGCUGAUUCUCCGGUUUGUUUCCCUUCCUUGAAAAGAUUGCACCUAACACGUGUGAGUUACUCGUGCGAUGAAUCUCUCUGUAGACUUUUAUCAGCUUGUCCUGUUCUUGAAGAUCUCUUCCUCGAAAGACUUUUCCGCACUAAUAUAUUGUUAACCAUAUCAGUCCCUUCCUUACAGAGAUUGAUUAUCGUUAAACAAGAUGGAUCUUUCUUCAACGAUGACCCGAUUUUCGAGAUAAAUGUUCCUUCUUUGCUUUACUUAAUGAUCGAUGAUUGCCAAGGUAGUUUCCAUUUCACCGGAGAUAUGCCUAAAUUGGUGGAGGCAAAAGUCUCAGUUUGUCAGUCUAAAAGUGGAAAGCUUCUCAAAUCUCUUGCUUCCGUUGAGCGUCUUUGGUUAAAUUUAUACGUUUCAAUGGUUACGCAUCUUACCGAUAGAUUCUACUUUGACCGGCUUCUUCAUCUGGAACUACACAUUUACCAAAACUUUAGGGCAAAUCUGCUUUUGCGUGUGCUCCAAGACUCCCCUAAACUGCAAGUUCUUAAACUUAACCAGACACAUUGUGUUUGGUUUGGAUUUAUUGAUGAACACCCUUGUCUUGUCUCUGAACCGAGCUCUGUUCCUGAAUGCUUGAGCUUCCAUCUCGAGACUCUUCAAUGGAUAGGUUAUGGUGGAAGUGAAACAGGGGAAGAGAAAGAAGCAGCCGUUUACAUUUUGAGAAACGCUCGUCGUUUAAAGAGUGCUUUGAUCUCUCUUCCAUGUACAGGCAUGAUGGAGAAUGAUAUGACCACGAUUAACGAGUUGCAAUCUAAGUCUAAGGCUUCAACCACGUGUCAGCUUGUAAUCCAACGCUCUAACGUUUUAUAG